Messenger RNA from Felis catus (domestic cat), 903 nucleotides. It is a transcript of the gene FELCATV1R2, whose product is annotated as vomeronasal 1 receptor felCatV1R2. The record is from RefSeq and is marked inferred. Gene Ontology annotation, molecular function: pheromone receptor activity. Lineage: Eukaryota; Metazoa; Chordata; Mammalia; Carnivora; Felidae. Gene Ontology annotation, biological process: G protein-coupled receptor signaling pathway. Gene Ontology annotation, cellular component: membrane.
AUGUUAAACAUCAACACUUUAUUUCAGCCCUCCUCCAAAAAGCCUAUAGAUUUGAUAUGCACCCAUUUAACUUUAGCUAAUAUCAUGACAAUUCUUUCCAGUGUGAUUCCAGAAAUAAUAAAUGCUUUUGGGGUAAGAAAUUUUCUGGAUGACAUUGGUUGUAAGGCAGUGCUGUACAUCUACAGAGUCACACGGGGUGUCUCCCUCUGCACCACGUCUUUCCUGAGUAUUUUUCAGGCCAUAAUUAUCACUCCUAGCAACUCUAGGUGGGCAUGGCUCAAACCCAAAGUCUCCACGUACCUUUUUCCUGCCUUCUUUUCUUUCUGGAUCAUCAACAUGCUGAUCUACAUCCGUGUCAUCAUAACUGCUGUGGGCCCCUACAACAUCAGUGAAGUUGGACAAGUGUAUUCACUGACAUACUGUAGCGGGAGAGAACCUGAUAAACUUCAGGAGGCUGCUUUUCUAGGGGGUAUGGUCUUACGAGAUAUUCUGUGUAUUUGCCUCAUGAUCUGGACCAGUAUGUACAUGGUAAACUUUCUCUUCAUACAUCGCAAGACAGUCCAGCAUGUCCAUAGGACCAGCCUCUGCCCAAGACCAUCUCCCGAAACCAGGGCCACCCACACAAUCCUGGCACUGGUGAGCUGCUUUGUUUUCUUUUACUGGACCAACACUUGCCUUACCAUUUACAUAAUUUACAGACAUAAUGUACAAAGUCUGGAGAACAUUACUAUUUUUCUCUCCUCUUGUUAUCCAGCAAUCUGCCCUUUUGUGCUGAUCAAAAAUAAUAAUAGACGAUCAUUUCUGAACUGUAACUUUGCAAAAACGAGAAAGUCCUCACCACAGUCUAUGUCCCUUAGAGGUUUGAACGCCCUCACAAACUUCUUUGACACAAGAGCCAUGUGA